CAUGGAGCAGCUGGUGGUAGAAGAGAACGAAGUCCACCUGGACACACUGGAUGAAUGUUAUCUGGCUGCUUCUAUUGACCAUUAUCUGGAAGGCUCCUGUCCUCCUUCUAGGAGGGUCUCCUUCCCAACAGAGAAGAGAGAAAUUUUCUUGGCUCUAGAUGUAAACG
Messenger RNA from Rangifer tarandus platyrhynchus (Svalbard reindeer), 167 nucleotides. NCBI's taxonomy places the organism in Eukaryota, Metazoa, Chordata, Mammalia, Artiodactyla, Cervidae. The record is from the annotation of a GenBank genome assembly.